AUGGUCUGGGCAUUAUCAUCAAGCACUACAACACAAUCAUUCUGCUAAGUGGCUGAUAGAUCCAUUCGGGCAGGUUAUCACUAUUCCAGACUUUGAUAAAAUGGUAAGAAUUUUGAUGGGUACUUUUUUGAACUGUUGCAUGCGUUUUUUUCUUCCAUAAUGGAAAGUAAGUAGAGAAUUGAGACUGAGGACUCGCUUUACUUGUAUGUAAAAAAAGUGGACCUUUCUGGACUCCUGAACUGAUAUGUAUAUACAUCACCUCACCCGUAUUUAGUUUUUGUUUUAGUGAACCGAUAGCAAUUGUGUCGAAUUACUUAUGCAAUUUACAAAUGCCCUUUUUUAUUUUAACAACCUUAUCGCCAGGAUCAUUUUUAGUGAUCUAUUCAUAUAUGUGUUAUAUCUUUUAAUUAUUUAUUUUUUCUUCUGCCAACGGAAAAUGUACUUUUGGAUUUGGAAAGUCACGGACCCAUACUUUCCAUAAAACGUUGAACUUUUUGUUUCCUGACAGCAAACGUGUUCAUCCUCAUCUGGUGUGACACGAAGACCACAUCGAGAAUGUUUAAUCUUGAAAGUUGCCCUUCUGGCUAAUGAGUGGGGAUCUUCUAAGGGUGGUCUGUCAACACUCAACAGAGCACUUGCAAUAAAUUUGGCAAAACUCUCAAACGUAGAAGUCACAAUUCUUGUGCCUGAAUUUGAGUGUAGUGGAGAUGACAAGAGAACUGCCAGGAGUCACAACAUUGCUAUAAGGGAAGCAGAGCGCCUCCCUGGCUUCAGUGAUCCUCUUGACUGGUUGUGCUUUCCACCCGAUGACCUUGACAUUCAGGUUGUGAUUGGCCAUGGUGCAAAGCUUGGUAGACAAGCCCAAAUCAUCAGAAAGUCUCAUUGCUGUAAGUGGGUGCAGGUAGUGCACACUGAACCUGAAGAGCUGGCAAUGCAUAAGAACUAUCCUGGCGCCGUCGCCAAAGGUGAAGAAAAGAACAGAGCUGAAGUUGAGUUGUGCCAAAUUGCAGAUCUCGUUCUGGCAGUUGGGCCCAAGUUGACAGAAGCAUUCUCGUCCAAACUGCGUUCAUCUCAUCGAAAAAUCUUUCAGUUAAUACCAGGUUCCUUUGAAGAGUUUUUUGAUAUUAAACGUACUACGCAAGAGAGUGCGAAUUUCAAAGUGUUAGCAUUUGGUCGCGGUGAUUUUAAAGACUUCAGUCUCAAAGGAUAUGACAUUGCCUCUAAAGCCAUUGUUGAAUUGAAGGACAGUUCAUACCGUCUGAUCUUUGUUGGUGCUCCUAAUGGAAAACAGGAUGAAGUCGCAGAUAAUUUACUCCAGUCGGGCAUCUCAAGAAGCCAACUAAUUGUGAGAUCAUUUGUGAAAAACAGGCAAAGAUUAAAAGAGUUGUUUUGUGAAGUUGAUUUAGCCAUCAUGCCUUCAAGAACUGAGGGGUUUGGCCUUACAGCACUAGAAGCCAUGUCAGCUGGUCUUCCCAUUCUGGUAAGUGGAAACUCUGGGUUUGGAGAAACAUUGCGUAAUCUUCCAAUGGGAGAUUCAUUGGUGAUUAAUUCAGAUGACCCCAAGGAAUGGGCAAGGAAAAUUGCUGCUAUCCGUAAAAUACCCAAGAUACAAUUGCUUGAGGACAUCCAAAGACUACGGAGACGUUACGAAGAGAGAUUCAGUUGGGAGAGACAGUGUAAGACCCUUGUUGACAAGAUGUGGAAGAUAGUUUACGGUAAGGAGGUAAAGUAACGACAAUGAUAGUGAUAUUGUAAUGUGCGUUCAAAUUUGAAUUCGAAUGUGUAUCUCAGCGUGAUUGUCCUUUGUUUUGCCUUCAUUUUACAUGAUGCAUGUUUAAGGUUGUGGAAAUGCGGCUGUGUUACCAACGCCGAUCAUUUACAUUGAAAUAUGAGCAUACCUAUUCUCCUCGCACACUCUUCUCCUUACAUUUCUUGUGGUAAAGGGUCUGGAAGGGGGUCCUGAUCCCGCAUUCCCGCUUCUUUUUCACAACGAUCCCGCAUCCCGAACUACUGUCAUUGAUCCCUAUACAUUUCUAUCCCGAAUACCGUUCGUUUUCUUUGCCAAUACCGCAUCCUGCGCCAAGAUUUUAGCGAAUCCCGCUUCCCGAGUAGCGGUCAAAUCCGUAUCCCGUCAAGAAAUUUUGCUUUUUUCCCGAAUCUCGCGCUAUAUUUCUGUCAAACCCCAUGGAUUUAUAUAUACACAUUCUCAUUAAAAAGUGGAUGUGUCCAGACUUCUCCUCGCAAGACCUCCGACAAUUGGACUCUCGUGAGCGACCACUAACUUUCCUCACUUUGUGUGGUCGCGUAGGGGACGUUGGACUGUAUUAAGGAGAAAGAAUGGUGCGCUACUGAGGUUGUAAUCCUUGACCUUUCUUUUUACUUCAUCGCCUAUUUAAACAUUACAGGUAUUGGAAAACCACAGGAACAUGCAUUUCCAAUGAACAGCUUUGAAGAAGGUGUCUCAACAGGACAGUUGCCAGGUGAUGUCAUUGUCUGCUAUUUUUGGAGGAAAGUAUGCUUAUCAGUUUGUUCAGUUUAAGCCACGGUAAUUUAACCGGAAUACGUCUUUGCACGAAAUUGUCUGGUGUUUUUAGCUUUGUAUUAGUGUACCAUCCUCUAUUAAACUAACGUGAAAAGUGACCUCUUUUUAAUCGGUUUCCCUCUAUCAUUUACAGAUGAACACGUUUUCCAUGCACUUCAGCAAAUCCAACUGGAAGCACGGACGAAGACCAGUAAAACGGAGCUCUCGCUGAAUUUAAAGAGAAUUUUUUUGGAUAAAGGUUUCGUGAUUUCCGAUAAUCAAGGAGAAGGAAAUUGUAUGUUUUUGGCGCUUUCAGAGCAGCUUGAACUCAUCAAAGGAAUCAAAAUCUCCCAUAAAGAGUUACGCUUAGCCGUUGUUCAAUACCUUAAGGAAAACUCUAAGCUGGUUAGUGUGUUAUCAUUCUUUAUCAGUGUCUGAGUUAUUUGUCCUACACUAGCAACGUAAGGAUUGAAUAAUGGUGGCACAGACAGCAUUCCGUUCAGUUCUAGUGUAAAUUUAGUAACGGACGUGGAGGCAUUUAAGGGAACAUUAUCUUUUUUUCCUUUUCGGUCGUCAAGCUACCGUUGUUUAUAUCUUAUAAACAGGCGUGGGCCUUAACAAUGGUGGCAAAAUUUGUAUUUUGUUCCAUCAUUCUGUUUCACACUACAGGGUGACCCAAAAGUUCGUUCCUCUAAUUUCAUGCACUAUAACUUUUGAUGAAAACUUUAUUUUUACUUGAAAUUGCUAGAAGUUGUUUAUUUCACUAUCGAAAACAUGUAUUCAGAAUUUCAGUUAUUGGCGUACCCUUUUUUUUUUUUUAUAACAUUCUGUAGCCGUUGCGGCAUGAAGUGGAAUACAGCGUGUAGACCCACAGGUGAUCCACAUUGAGCUUUUUUAUCACCUUGUGCGCAGGAGCCAGUUCAGCCCCCAAACAAUAUUUGUUUAAUUUAGGCAGCUGAAAAAAAUAUUGAGCACUCAUCCGGAAAAGAUAAUCAUCCCUUCCACAGUAAGGCUUUUGUACUUCUUUACAAAUUUGAGACGAGCUGGGCGUUACUUGGCAGACUAAGCAGAGCCUUUUUUGGCCGUCUCAGGGGUCUCUAAUUUUUUAAACAUUAUAAACAGCUUUUCAUGACCCUUUCUGAACUUGGCUUGCUAACUAUGUGAGAGUUUCCUUGUGGAGACUGCUCCUUUUUGUAUCUAGUCUUCUUAAAGCUAUUUUACCUGCUUUAUUCAGGACUUUUGGUCUUCCCCCUCGUUUCCUGCCUUCAAAACCUUCAUUUCGCCAUGAUCAUUUACCACCCAACAUUCGGAUUUUUCCAGUUUUUUAGCUGUUUCUGUAACACAUAAGCCAGUAAAUCGAAGUAUAAAUGCUUAUGCUCUCGCGUAGCUGGACGUUUGUGCGUUAAGGAUGUUUAUCUUUCUUGAUAUUCACAAAAAACAAGGAAGGAGUUUGAGCAAUUCGGGCUAUAAAAUACAAACAAAAAAAGGCUGGAAAAUAUACUCGCGCACGCGCACCUUUGGCGCGGCAGUACACAAAUCGAAUAUUCGAGUCAAAAGAUAGCACAACAAGUACGAAAAAUAAUAAUGAAUUAGAUUGAAGGUCACAACUUUUGUUUAAAUGAUUUUCUUACCAAGUCCAAUCGUACUGAAAUACUAAGUACAGACGUCUCCUCGCAGAGUGGAGGAACGAACUUUUGGGACACCCUGUAGAGCGUAACGUUUUUCUUCUUCUCUUUCCAUUUCAUUGCUUACUUAAAUGUAGACGAAGCUUACUUUGUCACACUUUUUCUUGAACACAUCGAAGAGGAGUACAUUUUUCGUCAAAAAUGGUAUAUAAAAGGGUAAGGUACUGGACAUCGGGGUGGAGCCUUAUCAAACUUUGAAGAAUAGCCCUUCGGGGUAGAAGCGUUUUACUCACUUGACCAUCAGCUAUGCAAGUGUGUUGAAACAAAAGUACGUUUUUCAUAGCAUUGCUUUGGGAUAUUAACGUGACAGACGUUUUAUUGUUUUUGGGCAUCAAUAAGGCGGGUGUAAAGAGGAGAAUUUUUCUAAGUGAGACGGGUACUUAGUGUUGGUGCUGUUGUCUGCUUUAAAUGCUCUUGACAACGACGCAUUUUCCUGAAAAGUAGCGUGUACUAACGCAUUUCCCCCCAUUUUUCUCUUACAGCCGGAUGGAACAGAGCUGUUCCACUUUGUCCAUGGAUGCUCAUCUUGGGAAGCGUACCUCGCAAGUAUGAUGACUGAUGGUACAUGGGGUGAUCACGUGAUUCUGCAUGGUGCAGCAAACUGUUUUGAGACGUGCAUCCACGUGAUCAACAGUCUGCCGCAUCACAAUGACAUAUGGAUCUGCCCAGAGUAUGAUGUUACUGGUAGCAACCGACUCGUGCUGGGUCACGUGCACGAGCUUCACUAUGUUAGUCUAAUCCCAGAUAUAGGAUGGAAAGAUGUCUGA
Messenger RNA from Porites evermanni, 4973 nucleotides. The record is from the annotation of a GenBank genome assembly. NCBI's taxonomy places the organism in Eukaryota, Metazoa, Cnidaria, Anthozoa, Scleractinia, Poritidae.